GCUGAACCAUCUGAACUGAAACAGGAACAAGGGAGAGGGAAAGACCAGGAGGAGAUAGAGAGAGAGAGAGGCAUGGGAAUGUUACUGGGGGAAAAACCCCUCUGAUUUACAUCACUGAAAGCCAAAUCUGAAAAGGAGAGGUAUACUAUUUGCAGGAACGUGACUGAAGAAACAGAUGGUAACUGGGGUGGGGCAGGGGGGUGGUUGGUAUACCACUGUGGUCCUCGUUUCUCUCUUGUUAUGGCUUGGUGCUGAAAACAGGACUCCCUCGAGCUUUUUCUCUUAGAGAUAUACACAUGUAUUGACCAGGAUUUAGGGCUUUAUUUCUGCUGAAACAGGCUGAAGGAGAUUUACUUUGUGUCUUGAGUCUUGUGUGCUACUCGUGCCGAGAGAGAUUCAGGGAUAUCUGGUGACUGGGGGCUUCUCCCCAUCACUGCUAGCCCAGCGUGGGUUGCUCUGUGCAAGCUGCUUUUGUUGUGCUACUGACUGAUGUGCACAGUCUUUUGACCAGGGGCGCUCUGUCUGUCUGCUAUGGUCCUGCCCCGCUGCUCCAACAUACGGCACAUGUUGGGUAGGAACAACAUGGGAGAGUAAGAGAGAACUUACCAGCAUGGGAGCCAAACCAAUGAAAUGCCUCAGCUCCUCAAGCCCUGCCCACACCCCCAAGGAGGAGUACCUCAGCACGCCGUCGAAGGAGCCAGGUAGGACUGAGGGAAACCACACCGUGCAGCCGCAGAGCCUCAGAGCAGAGGAUGCAGCGAAGAUCAACGAGCCAUCUCCGGGCCCAGAGCCUGCUGGGAUGGGGGAUGGGACCUCCUGGGAGGAGCAGCUGUGUGCCCAGCAGGAGCAGUUGGAGAAGGAGAUGCAGGAGACCAGGAAGAUGGUGUCAAGGCUUCAGGCAUUGCUGCUUCAUGGGUCACUGCCCGAAGAUGAGCAAACGGCUUCUUUCUUUGGCGAAGCCGCAGCUGGGGCAGAACAGCAGCUGAUAUUGAUCCGCAGUCGCCUUGAUCAGAGCAUGGAGGAGUCUCUGGAUCUGAAGAGAGAGCUUCUGAGGUUCAAGCAGGAGGCACGCAAUCUCCAGGCAGUUAAGGAUUCCCUGCAGCAGCGCAUGUUAGCACAGGAGGACACAGUGCUACAGCUCAAACAGGAGCUCAUGAGAUCCACUAUGGACAAAGAGGAUCUAACAGGGCAGAACGUGGACCUGCAAAGGAAGCUGAGCGAUCGAGACAGACUGCUGAGUGAAUGUAAAAAAGAACUGGCACAGAAAGACAGGCUACUUCAGCAGCAGCAAGCUAAACUGGACGAGUCACUGCGCAGGCUCAGUGAAAGUCACGGGGUGUCUGGUUGUGAGAACAAUGGCUACACCCACACGAUGGACAUGUCUUCUUCACCCUUUCUGCAGCAUGGAGUGGGUGAUGAACUACAGCUGGUGCGAGAUGCUUUGCGCAGCCUAAGGAACAGCUUCAGUGGUCACGAUCCUCAGCACCACACCCUGGACACCCUGGAACAGGGCAUGGCCAACCUCAUAGACCGCCUCCACACCAGCGACUCAAAGAAGAGGCAAGGCAGAAAGAACUCUCAUCAUGUCUCACCACAGCACUCAACCAAAUCUCCAGGACAGAGAGCCAAUCACACAGAAAGAGAAUCAUGGCCACCUAGUUCCAAGAUGGCCCACUCGCACAGCAGUCCUGUGCUCGCUUCAUCUGCCGUGACUAAAGUUCUGUACUUCACAGACCGCUCUCUCACGCCCUUCCUAGUAAACAUUCCUAAGAGACUUGGGGAGAUCACGCUGCAGGACUUCAAGGUAGCUGUGGACAGACAUGGCAAUUUCAGAUAUCACUUCAAGUCUCUGGACCCAGAGUUUGGAACAGUUAAGGAAGAGGUGUUCCAAAAUGAUGCUGUAGUACCUGGAUGGGAAGGGAAGAUUGUUGCCUGGGUGGAGGAAGACCAUGGCGAGGGGCGCUGACUACACCCUGAAGAGAAUCCUUGUUGACCUGGGGACUGGUUUCGGUUCAGGUCCAUUUUGUGUGUGUAUACCUCAACACUACACAGUGCUGUCAAUAUCACGCACCAUGUCCUCUCACUUCAUCCCAAAGCCAGGUUUAUAGUAUGUCCUUAUCUGGUGAAAAGUGAUUCUAAGUACUGUUUAUAAGAACUCUGUUGGUAUUAUCAGCUGUAUUUUUUUUUUCCUUGUGAGAAAUCUUUAUAUGUUGUUUAGAAAAUGUGUUGUAAUAAAGAGCACAUGUACAAUGCAUUUUAAACAAAAGAUAAUAGACUGUCAUCCUUUAAGCAAUGAACGUUUAUUAGACAUCAAGCUACCUAUAAUGAACAAGUCCCAUAUUUCUAGAGUUACUAUUGUGUUUCAGUCACAGCUUACGGUCUUUAGCUGGUUGACCCAAAUCAGCCUUUUAAUCUAAAGUCUUAAUCAGUCGUCACUUCAGACCAGAAGCUGGGAAAGAUGGGACCACACUAUUGCAAUAUCCUCUGUACAUGUUUGUUUAUAGUGUUUAUUCUGUUGCAACCAACUGCAUCCAAUAUUAUGCACUUUUCUUAAGUAAACUUGCAUGUCAUGUACAACCUGAGUGCAUCAAGUCUCCUCUA
Molecule: messenger RNA, 2601 nt
Organism: Electrophorus electricus (electric eel)
Lineage: Eukaryota; Metazoa; Chordata; Actinopteri; Gymnotiformes; Gymnotidae
Gene: dixdc1a
Product: DIX domain containing 1a
Biological process (GO): canonical Wnt signaling pathway
Cellular component (GO): cytosol
Source: RefSeq, a predicted model, not a curated record